Molecule: messenger RNA, 984 nt
Organism: Hirsutella rhossiliensis
Lineage: Eukaryota; Fungi; Ascomycota; Sordariomycetes; Hypocreales; Ophiocordycipitaceae
Exons: 3
Coding region: 1-984 (327 amino acids)
Source: RefSeq, a predicted model, not a curated record
AUGGCUUUUUUGGAGUCUCCCAGAUGCACGGGCGCGCCAGAGUCUGCCCCUAGCGAUGCUGGCGUCGCGGGAGCUGGGAUCCUGUUGUCCUUCAUGGUCACUGCAUGUCUGGCCAUCGUCUUGUCCGCCACCGUCAUCUGGGCCGACUUUCGAGCCAAGGACUCGACCAUCCGGCGCAAGCUGCUCAAUGGAUACAGCGAUUCCCAGAUUCUGCAAGGCAUCGGCAUUCAAAGUGUAGGAUUGGCCAAGAUGAACACGCUGGUGCCGUACCACUUCUUUCUGAUAUGGAUGCUGUCUCUGCUCUCCAUGGCGACGCACAACGCCACCUUGCUGGCUCUAGUCCACGACUACCGCCGCGAUUGGGUCAUUCGGUGGAUGAGGCAGUUCCUCAUGUUUGUCAACCUGGCAUUGUCCAGCGUCUCUGGCGUGUUCGUGCUCAAGGCGGUGUCGAAAGGACUCGAGAACGAUACCUUGCCCAUCGCUUGCGUCUGGCAGGUUGACGGCAACGGGGCACCGUCCAGCAUCGGGCUAUCAUACGUGGGAACUAUCGUCGUCAUCGGAGGCAACGGCAUCAUUUUUGGUUUGGCGACCUGGUAUCUGCACAGUCGAGACCAGAAGUUUUACAAGGUCGUCCAGGUCGCCGGGCUGUUUCUAAUGACGGUCAUUGCCGUGGGCGCCGCCGUGCGCAUCGGCCUCCUGUCGCAGGCCUUUGGCCAUCCGUCGGUGAAGCUUAACGAAGAGGGAGAAAAGACGUGGGGCUUCGGGCAGCUUCUGUCCAUGCUGCUGUUGCUGUUCCCGCUCGUGUCCGUCGUUGAGAUCUACAGGGGCGAGAUCGAGGUAGCCAGGCCUGUCGAGGAUAAGCCCCAACGGCCGUACGAUGGAGAGCUGCAGUCGAACCCCCACCCAUUCCAGCCCAACCCGUUUUUCGGGUCGCAAACGAAUCUCUUCAAGCAAAGGGAUGGCCGGUCUGGCAACAGGAUCUGA